Triticum aestivum (bread wheat) is the source of this 1273-nucleotide messenger RNA. Its product is annotated as dehydration-responsive element-binding protein 1H. NCBI's taxonomy places the organism in Eukaryota, Viridiplantae, Streptophyta, Magnoliopsida, Poales, Poaceae. The transcript has a single exon. Gene Ontology annotation, molecular function: DNA binding; DNA-binding transcription factor activity. Gene Ontology annotation, biological process: regulation of DNA-templated transcription. The coding region runs from base 141 to 878 and encodes 245 amino acids. The record is from RefSeq and is a predicted model, not a curated record.
GCCACUGGUUUACUGAGUACUCCUAGUCUAAUAGGUCAUAGCCACCAAGGCAGCAGCCAUCACGGCUCCUUACUCCAGCCAGCCAACUAGCCUAGCAAAAGUACGUAGUACCACCGCCUAGCUUGCUCGGCGGAGCGGCAAUGGACACGGGCCCGGAGCGCAACUGGAACUCGCCGGCAUCCCCGCCGUCCUCGCUCGAGCAGGGGAUGCCAACGUCGCCUGCGUCGCCGACGCCGAAGCGCCCCGCGGGGCGAACCAAGUUCAAGGAGACGCGCCACCCGGUGUUCCACGGCGUGCGCCGUCGGGGCAGCAACGGCCGGUGGGUGUGCGAGGUGCGCGUGCCGGGGAAGCGCGGCGAGCGGCUCUGGCUCGGCACGCACGUCACCGCCGAGGCGGCCGCGCGCGCGCACGACGCCGCCAUGCUCGCGCUGUACGGCCGCACCCCCGCCGCGCGCCUCAACUACCCCGACUCGGCGUGGCUGCUCGCCGUGCCCUCCUCCCUCUCCGACCUGGCGGACGUCCGGCGCGCCGCCAUCGGGGCCGUGGUGGACUUCCUGCGCCGGCAGGAGGCGGGCGCCAGCGCCGGCGCCGUCGCUGAGGAGGCCCACGUCGACGGGAUCGCCUCCGCCGCGUCGGCGCCAGACAAUGCCAGCUCGUCGGCGGCGGCGGCCCACUCACAGCCGCCAUGCGCCAAUGCGGGGUACGAGGUGCCGGACGCAUUGUGCCACGACAUGUUCGAGCUCCACACGUCCGGCGAAAUGGACGCGGGCACGUACUACGCGGACCUGGCGCAGGGGCUGCUCCUGGAGCCGCCGCCGCCGCCGUCCAGCGGGGCGAGCUCGGAGCACGGAGACGAUGCGGCGCUAUGGAACCACUGAUGACACCGAGCGGGGACUCGGGUCAAAACUAUCUUGGCUCCGUUGAUUUAUUUCUUUAUUAUUUAUUCCGAAAAAGCGCCCCGUACGUGCACGGUGUGGACCCAUGAUGGGCAUAAUAAAAGGCCAGUGACAGGCGCCGGUGCGCCGGCCCAAUUUUGGGCCGGUCGCAGCGCACCCUUCGAUUCAUCCAUUAACAGCCGUUAGAUGUGACGUCCCCUCCCCCACUCUUAAAAAAAUCUGACGCCCCCUACAGUCGUCUUCUUCCCAAUUCCCCACGCUUCCGCACACAGAGGAUCGCCCCCUCCCCUUCCCUCGACUUGCCGUCGUCGGGGCCGUGGUCGACGAGCUCCGGCUGGGUCCCGACCUGUGGCCGUCAGGAUUGCAUCAUGACCGCC